Messenger RNA from Dendrobium catenatum, 448 nucleotides. RefSeq lists its product as uncharacterized. The transcript has 2 exons. The record is from RefSeq and is a predicted model, not a curated record. Gene Ontology annotation, biological process: protein folding in endoplasmic reticulum; autophagosome assembly. Gene Ontology annotation, cellular component: EMC complex; membrane; endoplasmic reticulum. Lineage: Eukaryota; Viridiplantae; Streptophyta; Magnoliopsida; Asparagales; Orchidaceae. Bases 1 to 426 code for a protein of 141 amino acids.
AUGAAGCUCCUCUCAUCAUGCAGUGAAAACAUGGAUCAAAUGCAAUCUCGUGAGGGGAUCUCAUCAUUCGAUGAGCUGGUGAAGAAUGAAUCCUUGCUGCAAAUUGGUUCAUCAUUUAUGUCUCCGAGAACUUUCUCAUCAAGAUGCUGGCAACUUAUGUUUAAUCUUAUUAUGAUAAUUUUGAUCCUUACAAAACCUGAUGAGGGGUUCUUCUUCUUCUGCAGUCGUACCUUCUUGUCAAUCAUGGGUGGAGUGGUUGCCGGAAUUUGGGGUUUUACAGGCUUAAUGGGCUUUGUGUUUUACUUGUUAAUCAUGGCAAUUGCUUCCUUGGGACUUUUGGCUAAGGCCAAAUUCUCUGUCGGGAACUACUUUGAUUCUUGGAAUAGGAUUAUACUGGAUGGAUUCUUUGGUGGUCUCAUGGUAUGAUUCCAGAUGCUUACCUGCCUAG